ACUGUCUGUUGCAAGUGGUUCUUGGACACUAGGUUCAGAGGCAGUGAGGGCUGCAGGGCGGGGGCAUGAACAAGAUAUUGAGGUCGGGGGGAGGCCAUGCUGGGCCAUGGGACUCCUAUCACCCUUUUCAUACAUACUUAUCCCAGGUUUGGAAUUACAAUGACCAGCAAUCUACCUUUCUCUGUGCAGAAAGGGAGCUGGGACAGCAGCAGAGACUCUGGAGAAAGUUGGGGCCCAGGAAUGGGGGCAGGAGGAACACACACUCUUCCCUAGAGGAUAAGACUCUCCCCCGUUAACCAUUACCCCACUGCUUCCAAGGCAGUGUCUUCAAGGAGGCGGGACGUGGGGAGGUAGGCGGGAGGGUCAGCUGGUUUCAAUGGACCUUGUCCCUACCCUGAGCACUAGGUCGCUGAUUCAACUAUGGAGGCAGCUGCAGAUCAUCAGGACACAGCCUCAUUAACUCUGAAGUUUGAGUUUAACCCAAAGCUGGGCAUUGAUAAUCCUGUCCUCUCCCUGGCUGAAGACCGUGACCCCUCUGAUCUCUGGAGUUUGGAGCGGCCUCGCUUCUGUCUGCUGAGCAAAGAGGAGGGCAGAAGUUUUGGCUUCCACCUGCAGCAGGAGCUGGGCAGGGCUGGGCAUGUGGUGUGCAGGGUGGAGCCAGGCACCUCUGCCCAGCGCCAGGGUCUUCGGGAAGGAGACCAGAUCCUGGGGGUGAACAACCAUAUUGUGGAACAUGAAGACCAUGUGGUGGUGGUACGCCGCAUCCGGGCCAGCGGUCCUCGGGUGUUGCUGACGGUUUUGGCACAGCAUGUGCAUGAUGUGGUCCGAGCUCAGCAGGGGAAUGAUGCCCACCUCUGUCCUACUCUUGGCCCAGGGGUCCGGCCCCGGCUGUGCCACAUAGUGAAAGAUGAGGGUGGCUUUGGCUUCAGUAUCACCCAGGGACAUUGGGGUCCUUUCUGGUUGGUGCUGACUACUGGAGGAGCCGCUGAGCGGGCAGGGGUGCCCCCUGGGGCCCGACUGCUGGAAGUGAACGGGGUCAGUGUGGAGAAGUUCAGUCAUAACCAGCUCAGCAGGAAGCUUCGGCAGAGUGGAGAGCAGGUGACCCUGCUGGUGGCAGGGCCAGAGGUGGAGGAACAGUGUCGCCAGCUGGGAAUGCCUCUGGCUGCACCCCUGGCAGAGGGCUGGGCACUGCCCAGCAAGCCCCGCUGUCUGCACCUAGAGAAAGGGCCCCAGGGCUUCGGGUUCCUGCUCCGGGAGGAGAAGGGCCUUGACGGUCACCUCGGGCAGUUCCUGCGGGAGGUGGACCCAGGACUGCCAGCCGAGAAGGCCGGGAUGCAGGCUGGGGACCGGCUGGUGGCUGUGGCUGGGGAGAGCGUGGAGGGGCUGGGCCAUGAGGAGACAGUGUCCAGGAUCCGGGCGCAGGGCUCCUGUGUCUCCCUCACUGUCGUCGACCCUGAGGCUGACCGCUUCUUCAGCAUGGUUCGCUUGUCCCCGCUCCUCUUCUUGGAGAGCACAGAGGCUCCUGCCUCUCCCCAGGACACCAGCUCAGCCUCUCUGGUUGAGACCAAGGACCCACCAGUUGAAGACACAGCCAUGCCUCCUGACACGUGUGGCUCCCGCCAGUGCUUUCUGUACCCUGGGCCUGGUGGUGGCUAUGGCUUCCGACUCAGCUGUGUAGCCAAUGGGCCUUGUCUCUUCAUCUCCCAGGUGACCCUGGGAGGCUCAGCUGCCCUGGCGGGGCUGCAAAUGGGAGAUGUGAUUCUAGAAGUCAACGGGUUUCCUGUGGGUGGAAAGAAUGACUUGGAAAGGCUUCAGCAGCUGGCUGAGGCUGAGCCACCCCUGUGCCUGAAGCUGGCGGCCAGAUCUCAGCAGGGCUUGGAAGCCUGGAUUCCCCAGGGUCUGGAGAGGUGAGGAAGAAGAGACAGAUGGACUGUGAACAGCCAGAGAAGGACACAGGGGAGCCAGAAAGGAGGGCAGAGCAGGAGGGCUGCAGGUGAAGCAGUGUGGGGCAUGCAGGUUGGGACUUUAGGCCAUGGUGGGGGGCGGGAUGCAGAAGCACCCAGGGAACAAGCCCCAUUCCUGGGCAUUCCGGUUCAGGUGAGGGCAGGGAAAGGGGACUUUUCCCGUCUCUGAAUGACCUUCUCCCUUCCUGCUC
Messenger RNA from Ceratotherium simum simum (southern white rhinoceros), 2155 nucleotides. NCBI's taxonomy places the organism in Eukaryota, Metazoa, Chordata, Mammalia, Perissodactyla, Rhinocerotidae. The record is from RefSeq and is a predicted model, not a curated record.